Messenger RNA from Gasterosteus aculeatus aculeatus (three-spined stickleback), 1005 nucleotides. The record is from RefSeq and is a predicted model, not a curated record. NCBI's taxonomy places the organism in Eukaryota, Metazoa, Chordata, Actinopteri, Perciformes, Gasterosteidae.
GAUCAUGAUGUGGACAUGGAUGAAGAAGAGGCGUUCUUGAGAAAGACUUCAAUAGGCCAUUGGUGGGAGGACUGUGGAGAUGAUGGCAACUGUGACCCACAGCAUCAGAGAGGACGGAGAGGCUGUAUGGUGAACAGCCUCAGUUGGGCCGAGGAGCUCCAGGAUAUCUUCGAACCACAGGCAGGAGACUGUUACAGUGGAGGGCAAACCAGACAAUCCAGCAUCUAUGCCCAGAGGAAUGAGAGAGAGUCCAUCAGGCAGAAACUUGCCCUUGGCAGUUUCUAUGACGACGAGCCCGUCAUCUACACCAGCUGCAGCAAGAACGGCCUCUCCUCCCGGCUGCAGAGCGGGGUGAACCUCCAGGUGUGUUUUGUCAAUGACAGCAGCAGCGACAAAGACAGCGAUGCAGAGGACAGCAGGACAGAGACCAGCCUGGACACACCGCUGUCCCCCGUGAGCAAGCAGAGCUCGUCUCUGUCGGACCGGGACACGGCGGAGGAGGACUCGGACCCGUUGGAUGACUGCGGGGGGUUCUGGCGGGUGCAGCGGAGGCUGCAGGAGGAGGCCCGAGUGGCGUUGGCUCUGGCUCGACCCAUGGCCCGCAUGCAGGUGGAAGUGGAGAGGCAAAUCCAACUGCACAGACGUUCACCUGUGGCCGACUUGCUUCCCCAUAUGCCCCACAUCAGCGAGUGCUUGAUGAAAAGGAAUCUGAGGCGAGGGGACAUGAGGGACAUGAGUCUAGGACAGCUGCAAGUCAUCACAAAUGACCUUCACUCGCAGAUUCAGAGUCUAAAUGAGGAGCUGGUGCAGUUGCUGCUGAUCCGGGACGAGCUGCAUGUGGAGCAGGACGCCAUGCUGGUGGACAUAGAGGACCUCACCAGGCACGCUCACAUACCGUCAGCGGCACCAGGCAGAGAAGGCCAUCUCCAAAUAAACCCCCCCCCUGUCUGCCACGCCGUCUACCUCUCCGCUCUAAAUGUUGUCAAGGGUCAGAGGACAUCCUAA